CAGCCUGAAUCCAACAUGGAGUAAAGAGGAGAUGGGGCUCGUCCGGGGCCAUCCUCACCGACAUCAGCGCACCGUUCUCGGUCACUGCAUUCCAGUGCUCCCCGGCUUGGAAGGAGGAGGAGGAAGAGGAGGAGGAGGAGAGAGAAAAAGAAGAAGAAGAAGAGGCGUAGGAGGAGGAGGAGGUGGAGGAGACUGGAUGCACCUCUUCAGAUGCGCUCCAGUUACUGAGGAUUGAAAGGAGAGAACGAAGAAGAAGCGGAGGAGGAGGAGGAGGAGGAGGAGGAAGCGGCAGAGACAGGAGACAGAUCCGUGAAUACAUAACACACACCGGGAUUAAAGCAGGAGGACCGGAGGAGGACCGGAGGACCGGAGCCGCCGCUGAAGGACGUGGAAACAUGCAGACUCCGCACUGUGCAGCCGCGGCGGGAGCGCAUCGGUACCGGAGGUGAAACGGAAAAAUGAGCGAGAACACGCGCCCAGACGAUGAUAGCUACAUCGUGUGCGUCAAAGCGGUGGUAAUGACCCGGGACGACUCGAGCGGCGGCUGGUUGGCGCAGGACGGUUGCCUUAGCAGAGUGGGCGUGUGCAAACUACUGCCGACCGAACUGCUGGGACGCAACACCUUCCUCAUCCAUGGAGAACGGCUCAAGGACAAACAGGUGAUUCUGGAGUGCUUCUUAAAAAAGGACCUGGUCUACACUAAAGCCACACCCACGUUUCACCACUGGAAGGUGGACAACAAAAAGUGUGGUCUGACCUUCCAGAGCCCGGCUGAUGCUCGAGCUUUUGACCGCGGAGUGAGGAAAGCCCUCGAAGACCUGACAGAAGGAUCGACCACCUCCUCAUCGACGCUGCAGAAUGAGGCGGAGCUCGGCGAUGACGAUGUGUUCACGACUGCCACCGACAGCUCAUCCAACUCCUCCCAGAAGAAGGACCCACCCAUGCACUCACUGGCUCCACCUAACUUUUGUGAGCAUCGUCGGCACCACUGCAUCCUGGGACAUUUCUAUGAGCAACACCGGCCAUCAGACCACUACUUUCUGGACCAGGCAGUGCACAUGUUCCCUCGUCACGUCACCUUCCAGGUGGAGGAGGAGGAGAUCGUACGCAUCAACCCCCGUGAGCGAACUUGGCUUACGGGCUACGAGGACUACCGUCAUGCCAACGCCACACGUGACAAACUGACGCAGCUAAACAACCCCAAUGCCUACGUCCACUUCACCAAGAGUGAACCACCCAAACACGACUACACCUACCCAUACCCGCUCAGCUGCGAGGUGCAACGAGGCUGCGACAGUAAACCUGGCUGCCUGGAGCUGGGCGUUGGCCAUCGAGCGGUGGUGACGAUGCAGCCGCGAGCCCUGCAGCCCAAAACCAAGAGGCGGAAGGAGGACGGAGAACGCUCACGCUGCAUCUACUGUCAGGACAUGUUUAACCACGAGGACAACGGGCGGGGUCGCUGCCAAGAAGCACCAGACCCCAUUCAGACCUGCAUCCGUCGGGUCAGCUUCAUGUGGUGCGCCGACAGCCUGCUGUACCACUGCAUGUCGGACCCAGAGGGGGAUUACUCGGACCCGUGCUCCUGUGACACCAGCGACGAGCGCUUCUGCCUCCGCUGGUCGGCGCUGGUGGGCCUGUCGCUACUGGCGCCAUGCAUGUGCUGCUACGCCCCCUUGAGGGCGUGUUAUCGCUGCGGUGUGGCGUGCCACUGCUGCGGCGGCAGACACAAAGCUGUGGGCUGAGGCGUUGCAAACGGAGACCGCUGUGAUUUAACUGUUGUUUCGUCUUAUCUCUUUAGAUUCCAGAGGGAAUGAAAAUGAAACUUAGGCCCAAUCCCAGUUCAUCCCUUGGCCCUU
Messenger RNA from Sphaeramia orbicularis (orbiculate cardinalfish), 1856 nucleotides. RefSeq names its product sprouty related EVH1 domain containing 2a (gene spred2a). Gene Ontology annotation, molecular function: protein kinase binding. The transcript has 6 exons. The record is from RefSeq and is a predicted model, not a curated record. Gene Ontology annotation, cellular component: membrane. NCBI's taxonomy places the organism in Eukaryota, Metazoa, Chordata, Actinopteri, Kurtiformes, Apogonidae. Gene Ontology annotation, biological process: multicellular organism development; negative regulation of MAPK cascade. Bases 459 to 1742 code for a protein of 427 amino acids.